AUGAAAGCUCAAAUUUUGUGUUGCCUGUGGUUGAUUCCAAAUGCGGUUAGCGUGUUGGUCGUCAAUGUGCUAACCAGAAGUGGUCUAGUUCUCGAAUCGACGCGACCUACUUCAUUACCAAGCAUCCAAGUUCAACUUGAAGUUCCAUUCAACUCCAUCAUCAAUUCAACUAUCAUGAUGGCCACCUCAACUACAGCCACCACAACGAUGACCACCAAGCCCUCCGACGAGGUCGAAUCUCGACCUACACCCGUCGCCGAUGCAGUUCUAAAACCCUACUCCAUGAACAAAGCCGCAAAGUUCAGUUUCCUGCCAUUCUUAAAGAAAGAAUAUCGCUUUGGUCUCGACCCGAACCGCGAUGUAUGUCGUCUUUUCCUCGCAGGACAUUGUCCGAAUGGGAAUGCAUGCCCUGAUAGGCAUACUGUUGGAACUGCCGGGUUGAAUAAUUUGGUGUGUAAACAUUGGCUCCGAGGUCUCUGCAAAAAAGGCGAUGCCUGCGAUUUCCUACACGAAUACAACCUCCGUCGAAUGCCUGAAUGCUCCUUCCUAAUUCGUUACGGGUACUGUCAAAACGGUGACGAUUGUCUAUACUUCCACCCAGACCCCGAAAACCGCACUUCCUUGUGUCCUCAUUACGAAAACGGGUUUUGUCCGUUAGGACCCACGUGUGCUAAGAAACAUGUCAGGAAGAAUAUUUGCAAGUUUUAUUUUGCGGGGUUUUGCCCGGAUGGGAGGGAGUGUAGGGAAGGAGCGCAUCCGAAGUGGAAUACGGACUUGGGCGAGUUGACGGUUAAGGUUGAGGGGGAGAGGAAGAGGUAUAAUGAGAGAGAUGUGACGGAUGAUGAUAUGGGUGUCAAAGGGAGAAGGAAGUUUCAACAUCCUGAUGGGAGGGAUAGAGAUGGUGGUGGAGGUGGAGGAGGGCAAGGUGGUGGACAAGGAGGACAAGGGAGACGACGAUGGGGCAAGGGAAAUUAUCAGGAUCGUGAGAAACAGAAUUAA
This is a messenger RNA of Orbilia oligospora ATCC 24927, 999 nucleotides long. RefSeq lists its product as uncharacterized. Bases 1 to 999 code for a protein of 332 amino acids. Lineage: Eukaryota; Fungi; Ascomycota; Orbiliomycetes; Orbiliales; Orbiliaceae. The record is from RefSeq and is a predicted model, not a curated record. Gene Ontology annotation, molecular function: RNA binding; metal ion binding. The transcript has 2 exons.